ACCGCACAGUUGACCACACUGCUGCAUGUCAGUGCACUCGGUGUACAUGUGUGCGUGUUGUUUGGCAUCGGCAUCGCGAGGUCUCGACAGAUUUUGAAGGAUCAUAAAAAAAAUGGAUUUAAUAAAGAAAUCACAUAAAAUCCACGAUGGACAGAGUGCGCCAAACGAUUGGGCACAUAUGACGAAAUACGAGGCUGUAGCAGAGCAGCAUCGUAUCGUCAAUAACUGGAAACCACGGAGCGACGUAUGGCCGUUGGCAUUCACACGCGGUAUCCUGGUCGGCGCGUCGACGAUCACUGCUAUGUACAUUAAUCACCGGUUCAGGGCGAGACUGAAGCUCCGGGAUUACGGGCUGUUACCCACGAUGAUGGGUGUCUCACUGGUGUCGGCCACAGCGACGGGUAUUUCCCACACAGAGGUCAUCCUGAACAAACUGAUGUCCCUGGACAUACCUUGUGCCAUGUGCAUGGAAUCUACAUCCGCCCUUAUGCAGACGUGCAGCGGGCUGCUUGUGCCACUAAUACUGACACCGCUCGCAAACUUCUCAAUCACUAGUGGCAGUUCGGUAUACAAUACGCCCUACAUAAAGGACGUGAGAAAAAUAUUCAGCACCAUCCUGUCAGUCUAUCGGCCAAUGUUCCCCAAACUUGCAUUGAUCUUCACCUUUCACUCGCUACUGGCUGGUUCCCUGACGUAUUUAGAAAUCAGAUCUUACCUUCGUGUGAUAGACCUACAAUAUCUGAUGCAAGAAGAACAAAUGGAAAGGUUGAAACAAAGCAAUAUUUAAAUUUUAUGCAUACUAUUGUUGUACAUAAUUAUAGUAAAAUAUACGAGAUAGAAAAGAGAAA
Messenger RNA from Vollenhovia emeryi, 848 nucleotides. RefSeq lists its product as uncharacterized. NCBI's taxonomy places the organism in Eukaryota, Metazoa, Arthropoda, Insecta, Hymenoptera, Formicidae. The transcript has 4 exons. Gene Ontology annotation, biological process: mitochondrial respiratory chain complex I assembly. Gene Ontology annotation, cellular component: mitochondrion. Bases 113 to 787 code for a protein of 224 amino acids. The record is from RefSeq and is a predicted model, not a curated record.